AUUCACGAAGCCCGCCAGGUGACGUCACUUCCGGAAAUUGUGCAAUCCCGCACAGUUUUGCCGGGCUACCGCCGAUCACGUUGUUUUCCAGACGCCGCCACAAUCUGGUGCAAUUUGGCCCAAAAUAGACCACAUUUUGAACUGGUUAGAAUCUCACGGGUGAAGAACAAUGCCGAGAAAAAAGCAGAACCUCGAUAUAGUUGAAGACAGGCUGAACAACGACCAAAAAGACGAUGAUAUUUCGGAGAAGAAGAAAGGUGGGAGGGCGAAACAGAAAGGCAAGGCUAAAAUGAACGAAGAGGAUUCCGUUCCGGAUCGCGCUGAUGUAGAUUCCGGAAAGGGGAAAGGGAACAAAGGCAAGAAGGGACGAGAUAGACGGUCAAGUCCAUCAGACUCAGUUGCCACCCAGGAGUCGGAGUCGUCUGGCAAGGGUGGAAAAAAGGGGAGAGGGAAGAAGGGGCGGAACCGCAGCCCCAGCCCUGGACUGGAGGAGGACCUAAACCAGCUGAGGAUAGAACAGGGCAUGGACCAGGGGGAGGAACAGACUGGACAGCUGAGGAUAGAACAGGGGCAGGAACAGACUGGGCAGGUGAGGAUAGAACAGGGCAUGGACCAGGGGGAGGAACAGACUGGGCAGCCUACAAAAAAGAAAGAGAAGAAGAACAGAGGAAAGAAAAAAGGCAGAGGGAAGGACAAUGACAGUGAUGAUGAUGAUGAUGACAUGCCCCUGAACAAGUUCUCCUCCCUGGGUGUCAGUGAUGAAGAGGAGGAGGAUGAAGAUGAUCAACCAUCAGCAACAUCAGGUUCUGCUUUCUCUGCUCUCAUGGUAGAAGACUCACCAGAUGAGGAAGAGGAAGGGGAAGAGGAAAAAGAAGAGGAAACUGUUAAAGAAGAACCCAAGAAGAAGGAGGAAAAGAAGGAGGAUGAGUCAAAGUCUCCUGAAGAGGAGGAACCUGAGACUACAGAGACCACAGGAGGAGGUGACACAACACAGGGCACACAAAACAACCCUGAACCAACUGAACCAGAGGCAGAGAAAAAAGCAGGGAAAAAAGAGAAAAAAGAAAAGAAGAAGAAGAAAAAAGACAAGUUCUCUUGGUUGGACGAGGAAGGUGGAACAGAUUUUCUAGACAAGCCUUCUGAAGAAGAGAAAACAGAAGAAAAGAAAGACACCAAGAAGAAAGGAAAGACAGACAGUCCUCCACCUGAAGAAGAAGAAGAAGAAGAGGUAUAUGACAUGUUAGGGGAGGAGGGUCACCAGGAGCCUGAAGAAGAGAAACAGGAAGACCUACAGAAGCUGAGCAGAAAAGAUCGAAAAAAAAUGAUGAAAAAACAACAAUUUGAGAAGAAAUACGAGGAGAUGUUAGAGCGAGAGUCCGCCGACCUGGGUCAGUUCACUCUGUCACAACAGCAGACUACUGCCAAGGGAGCCAUUCUGGAGAAUGUACAAGAUAUCAAGAUUGACAACUUCUCCAUCUCAGCCAAGGGUAAGGUCCUGUUUGAGAAUGCACAGCUGCACAUCACUGCAGGGAGAAGAUAUGGGCUGGUCGGGCCCAACGGCCAUGGUAAGACCACUGUACUGAGACACAUCUCCACGCGAGCGCUGGCCAUCCCGCCAAACAUCGACGUGCUGUACUGCGAACAGGAGGUGGUCGCUGACGACACGUCCGCAGUCGACGCUGUUCUCAAGUCCGACACAAAGAGACUGGAACUGUUGGAACUGGAAAAGACAUUACUAGCCCAGAAUGAAGCAGGAAAGGAAGUUAGCGAACAAUUAAAAAAGCUAUAUGAUGACAUGAAAGCUAUAGGAGCAGACUCAGCUGAAGCUAGAGCAAGAAGGAUCCUCGCUGGUCUUGGCUUUACUAAGGAGAUGCAGGGGAGGGCCACUAGGAACUUUUCUGGAGGAUGGAGAAUGCGCGUGUCGUUGGCCAGGGCCCUGUUCCUGGAGCCAACCCUCCUGCUAUUGGACGAACCUACAAACCAUCUGGAUCUCAAUGCUGUCAUCUGGUUGGACAACUACCUACAGCGAUGGAAGAAGACCCUCUUGGUGGUUUCUCACGACCAAAGUUUCCUGGACAAUGUGUGUACUGACAUCAUCCAUCUGGAUAUGUGCAAGCUGUUUUACUAUAAAGGGAACUACACCCAAUUCAAGAAAAUGUACAAGCAGAAGGCAAAGGAACUGAUGAAAGAGUAUGAAAAACAGGAAAAGAAAAUCCGUGAGCUGAAAGCCUCAGGGAAGAGCAAAGUACAAGCUGAAAAGAAACAGAAGGAGAUCCUGACCCGUAAGCAGGCUAAGGGGAAGCGGCGCACAGAUGAGAUGGAGGACUCAGCCUCCAGUCAGACAGAACUCCUGAGGAGACCCAAGGAGUACAAAGUCAAGUUCACCUUCCCCAGUCCUCCAGAGCUCAACCCUCCCAUCCUGGGACUCCACUCGGUCACUUUUGGCUAUGAUAACCAGCCCUUGUUGUUCAAGGAUGUGGACUUUGGUAUAGACAUGCACUCCAGAGUGUCUAUAGUUGGCCCAAACGGAGUGGGAAAAAGUACCUUCCUCAAACUGCUGGCAGGGCAGAUACCACCACUGCAGGGGGAACAAAGGAAGAAUCACAGACUGAAAGUAGGGUUCUACAACCAGCACUCGGCAGACCAGCUGGAGGUUGACAUCAGUCCCACGGACUACCUCGGGACCUCUCAGGUAACUGUUAGAUAAAGUAUCAGGAAAACCCUGGGCAGGUUCGGACUGGUCAGCUAUGCCCACAUCAUCCCCAUACGGGAUCUCUCAGGUGGCCAGAAGUCCAGAGUAGUGUUUGCUGAACUUUCCUGUCGGGCACCAGAUGUCAUCAUCCUGGAUGAACCUACCAACAACCUGGACAUUGAGUCCAUCGAUGCUCUGGCUGAUGCUAUCAAUGAAUAUGAAGGAGGUGUGAUCAUUGUGAGCCACGACGAGCGACUGAUCAGAGAAACAGACUGCACCCUGUGGGUGGUGGAGGACAAAACCAUUAACCAGAUCGAGGGAGACUUUGACGACUACAGAACCGAGAUUCUAGAGACUCUAGGAGAGGAGAUCGCACAUGCUGAACAGAUGUAGAUCGCACGGAUUUCAAAAUGGCCACAGUUUAACUGACAUUUGCACCUCCAGCAACCUGAAGAUGGACAGAAACACAAUUGACUGUUUCUUCACUAAAUGUAAUGGCUUCAUUGAAAGAUACUUCCCUGAAAACAUUAGCAGCUGCUACUGUUUCCAAUUGCAGCUCAUUUAAGUUAACUUGUAUGUGGAGUCUUGCAUGGAGGUUUUAAGCAUUGGUAUCAUGGGGGCUGAUAUGUCAGUACCUUAUACCAGAAACCCCCAUGUCAACCUUUAACAGAUGCUACAAGAUUUGGUCCUUAGAACGUGUCAAAAAAACAUUUCAACUCAAUAAAAGUUCCUCUCUUGUAACAUGUUUCUUGCACCCACAGUCUUUUGUUCAUACAGAGCUUAAGUUAUAUACUGCCAUGUGUUUUCCAAUACCUUUGGUAGAAGCCUGAGUUAAGCUGAGUUGCCAUGUGGGACUAGUACUGUUGGAUUGGGAAGUCAGCCUUUCACAGCCAGUAAGAGAUGUACAUUUGUUUGCAUUCUUCCUUGAUCUUUCAGACAAACCAAAUACUAAGUAUAGAAACCUUCAUACAUCUAGUAAGCAAUAGCCUCUAUUAUUAGUAGAAGAAUCUAGUAGUUUUAGUUGUCUCCAGUAGACAGUCAACUGAAAGCAAAAUUAUUGUAUUUAUACUUUAAGAUAAAUAAGAUUUAGAUAUUUGUCUUACUCCUAGUAAAACCAUUACAGCAGCACUGCUAUAAGCUUGUUGCUUUGUAGUUAUGGAGGUGUGUAAAAAAACAUGCAAGAAAGAAUAAAGUCCAAAAAUAAAGCUUUAUUGACAAGGAA
Branchiostoma floridae (Florida lancelet) is the source of this 3914-nucleotide messenger RNA. Its product is annotated as ATP-binding cassette sub-family F member 1-like. The record is from RefSeq and is a predicted model, not a curated record. Gene Ontology annotation, molecular function: ATP hydrolysis activity; ATP binding. The transcript is spliced from 24 exons. NCBI's taxonomy places the organism in Eukaryota, Metazoa, Chordata, Leptocardii, Amphioxiformes, Branchiostomatidae.